This is a messenger RNA of Scleropages formosus (Asian bonytongue), 2956 nucleotides long. Its product is annotated as bcl-2-like protein 13. Lineage: Eukaryota; Metazoa; Chordata; Actinopteri; Osteoglossiformes; Osteoglossidae. The transcript is spliced from 7 exons. Gene Ontology annotation, cellular component: membrane; mitochondrion. The record is from RefSeq and is a predicted model, not a curated record. The coding region runs from base 419 to 1810 and encodes 463 amino acids. Gene Ontology annotation, biological process: apoptotic process; regulation of apoptotic process.
ACGCGCUCCUUCGCUCCCCGCAUGAUGGCCGCUCGCUCGCUAAAUUAGGAUCCGAUGGGCCGCGGGGACACACACGCACACGUACACACAAAGGCACACACAGGCUCUUCACCGCGGGGGGGGGGGACGUGACCGACUCGGGUCCGAUCGGCGGAUACGUGCAGCGCGCCGAGGCGCCGUGUCACUCGUCUGAGCGCCUCUGCUCGGACCAAAACGGCCACUUUGCGUGGGAUCCUAACUACAGCUGUCCUUCAUAAGAACACCGAGUCCUCGAGUGGACACAGUGUGUCCACACCUCACCUGACUUGGUGGCACGUGUGCGGACUGUGGGGGAAAAGACGGCAAAAGGAGGACAAUCCCACUCUCUGCUACACCUGGCUGUGUAUGAGUUUGCCAACUUGACUUGCGCUGCUCUUCAAUGGCUACCACUAGCUUGGACGCCGCAGUGCUCGAGGGCUUCCGCUUUGAGACCAAGUAUAUCGUCCUCAACUACCUGGGCCUGCUGCCCUCUCCCGGCAGGCUGCAAAGAACCCGCGUUGCCCCCGAAGGUGAUGCCCAGUCUGCUGAGGCCCCGGGCAGGGAGAGCUCCAGCGCGGUGAAGGGCCACAUUGAGGAGGAGCUUCGACAGCUGGAGGAGGAGAUUGCCAUGUCCUUUGCAAGAACUGGUUUCGACCGCCACACGUCCUCCGUGUUCAGCCCGUCGAACCCGGAGAGCUCCAUUGAGGACUGUCUGGCCGUGUUGGGAGACCGUGUGGCCCGGGACCUUGAGGGUCACUUGAGCGCUGCCCUGCGGACUCUUCUGGAAGCACCCCUGGACUACGAGCGCUUCAGACACGCCGUGCAGGACGUCUCCUCUCACUGCCCUGGUGGCUGGAGCAAGGUGCUUGUGCCCCUGGUACUGCUGCAAGCUCUGCAGGCUGAGGGACAGCAGCUGACCACACUGGUGCCUCUAGGAGUGCGCUAUCUAGAGGAGGCCGAGGCAGAAUUCAUCAUCCAGCAGGGUGGAUGGGGCAUAGUGUUCAGCCUAGAGGAGGAGGACCCCAGUGUGAUCGUUGCUGAGGACAGUAAUGACAUCUACAUUCUCUCUGGGGAGCAGCAAGGUGACCUGCUUAGCCCCCCUGCAUCACUGAUAACCGUAGCUGACAGUGACCCUAAUUCCUGGCAAACUGAUAGCCUGCCCGUGUCUUUGGUGGGUACGGAGUCCUGGGCACAGGUGGGCAUCACGGAUCCCGAAGACGGUAAGAGCCUGGACAGCAACGAGGGUGGGACGCUGGCCGAGGAGCACAGCGAGAACAACUCGUCCAACUCGGACAUCGUCCACGUGGAGCGGGAGGAGGCAGAGCUGCUGGAGACAGGACCAGAGCCUGGAGGCCUGGAGGCAGAGCUGCAGGAGAGUGUCCUGAGUGUGCUGGGUAGUGAGAGUGAGCUGGCAGAGCUGCGGGCAGAGACCCUUGCGGAGACCCUGCUCCCUGUCAAGCCCUCUGGGGUCACAGAUCCACGGUGUCCGGUCCCUCUUAUACUGGAGUCCACAGUGCCUGUCCAGAUGCUUCCAGCACCAUUGGCAGAAAAACAGGUCAUGGUGGAAGCUCAGCUGGAAGACCUUCCCAUAGCAGACCCCCAGUGGAAGAGUGUGCAGGCCCCAAUCCCUGCACAGGAGCUCCAUGUUGCCCCACCCCGUGUGGCUCCCAUUCACAAUGAGCCUGAAUCACCCCCGCCUUCGGAGCUUCCUGUUCUGCUGUGUGGUGGUGCUGCCCUGAUGGCCAUUGUAGCCAUGGUGGCAUAUGGAGCCAUGGCCUAUAGGAGGAAGUAACAGCAGCCACCUCCUUCACACCUGUGCUGUCUGCACAUGCACACUUGGGGGAAUUUUUUUCCCCCCUUUUAUGCCAUCUCCUCUCAUUUGUGUGUUUUUAAUUCCUUUCUUUGUCUUCACAUAUUUCACUAUGUUCUGAAUACGUUCUUCUGUAAACCCCUCUGGCCAAGCUCCUUUCCUGUCUAAGCAGACUGCAGUUGGAGUGAACUUUAUUAAAUUCCAGCGUGGAUAGAUGUGCAUACCUUUGUCAUCCCACAUCUAAAGGAAACAUUUCCUUUGCUUAAUCAGGAAGCGAUAUUCACUGUUGACACUGAAAGGUGCUUGACAGCUGCUAAUUGUAUCUUACGUUUUGAAGUUAUUUUAAACUUAUGGCCUUCAUAGAGCACCAAAUAUGAUAUUCAAUCAUGGUAUAAGGAGGAGAUUAUUAUGCUCCUAUAAGUAAGUGGUAAUCUUAUUUUUGACAAAAAUGAAAAUACCUGCCAUCUGACACGAUGGGAUUGGUAUUAAAGCCUCUAUACCCCACAGGUUACCAGGGCAAAGAGUUGAUGAAUGAAUGAAUAAACGAACGAACGAACGAAUGAAACUUUAUUAAUCCUGGGAGGAAAUUCUGAUUUGGAAGUUUACAAUGAGAGAUUCUAGUUAUGUUUAUGCACACCUGAGAAAACAUGGCUACUCAGACAUGACACCCUUCCUUCUGUUCCUGCAGUCUGUCGCCUCAGCUCUUGGAGUCCACCUUGUGAAGCCUGGAGAGUUUGUGUUUUUUGUUAUCCCAGCAUUAAACUAACCAAAAGAACUUCACCUGGUUUUUGCCAGCAUGAAUAAUUUCAUUGGGCCACUUUCCUAUCAGUAAUUUUCACAAAUUGCAAAAAGCAAAUAAAGUUAAAAUGCUGAUUAAUCAAGUUUCAAAAAGCAGACAGGGCUGAGGUUUAUUCAACAGGGAAAGUCAGAGCAGUCUUCCAACUCGGAGAUAUCAAGAAUUGCAUUCAAAAAGUUCCUUUCUUAUCGAGUGGUUGGCAAAGGAGAAUGAUCAGUUGUCUGAACACCAGCGCUAUCAUCGACAAUCAGUUCGAAACCAAAUUAUCACUUUGCACUAUGGGCUUUUAUUGACUUCCAACAUGUAUAUUUUAGCUUAUUUAGUAAGCGAAU